GCGCGCACGUCCUUUUGAGCUUCAUACUAGGGCGGUUCAAGUUGUGUGUGGGCAGCCUCGCAGUUUGGCGGGAACUACGCGCGGGAAAACUAGCCUGCUAGUUAUAAAAUACUUUUUAAAAUUAUUAUAUUAGACGCCAGAGUUACACAAGUUACAAAUUAUUGGCACAUAAUAAAAAUAUAUUUUCUAUUUAUUAAUUCAAAGUUCGUUCUGUUUAGAAUAUUCCGAAUAUUUGACAAUGACUACGCUUCUGAGGAAGAUGUGGAGGACCCAUACCAAGCAUAAAAAGCUAAGUGAGGAAUGGGCUCUGGCGGAAUGCGAGGGCGAGGGUUGGUGGCGGGAGGCGCGGGAAAUCGGCAGAGGGCACGGUGAGGUGCGGUACGCGGGAGCGGCGCCCGUCGAGCGCGCCGCCUCCGCGCCCGCCACCGCGCUCGCUGUCACCUCUGCUCUACACACCGCUAACAGGACGAAAAAGAAGCUGCAGAGGGUGAACCUCGAUAUCAGCCCCAAAGGGAUCAUAGUGACAGACGCUGACUCACAGGAAAACGUUAUGAGCGUAUCAAUAUACAGAAUCUCGUAUUGUUCAGCGGACGCGGCCAACGCUCGCGUGUUCGCGGUGGUGGAAGGCAAGAGCGGAGGUGGGAGCGGGGGCGGAAGCGGGGCGGGGGAGACGCACGUGGCGCAUGUGUUCGUGUGCGCGCGCCGCAGGCACGCGCGCGCGCUCGCGCUUGCGCUCGCGCACGCCUUCAAUGACGCCUACCAGGAAUGGCAAGCAAACCAAGCCAGCUCUUUACACAACCCUAGCAGCAACAGGGUGAAUCCAUGGGUCCAGUUCGCAGAGGAGUCUGAUGACGAAGUGGAAGGUGAUGGUGAACAGUGGGACACCGCGCCGCCGCUCGUCACUUUUGCUUGAACCUCAUCAUUUUCUGCUUGUUUGUAAUCUAUUGUCUAUAUAAGUUAUAUCUGUGAGUGUCUUGUUAGCUUUUGUGUAACGUGAAGUUUAUUUUAAGUGCCAUUAUGACUGUUAUAUAUUAAAAAAAUAACAUAUAGAAUUUAUCGAGAUAUUUUUCUACUUAGGAUAAAUUUAAUUUUAAUGUGUAGAUAGUAUUCGACUUAUAAAAUUUUAGUUAAGCAUUGUUUAAAUCAUGUUUAUCAAUAGAUUAAAUAUUUGAAUGAAAA
This is a messenger RNA of Plodia interpunctella (Indianmeal moth), 1179 nucleotides long. RefSeq names its product low density lipoprotein receptor adapter protein 1-like. Lineage: Eukaryota; Metazoa; Arthropoda; Insecta; Lepidoptera; Pyralidae. The record is from RefSeq and is a predicted model, not a curated record. The coding region runs from base 239 to 913 and encodes 224 amino acids. The transcript is spliced from 6 exons.